Messenger RNA from Leptinotarsa decemlineata (Colorado potato beetle), 482 nucleotides. RefSeq lists its product as uncharacterized. The record is from RefSeq and is a predicted model, not a curated record. NCBI's taxonomy places the organism in Eukaryota, Metazoa, Arthropoda, Insecta, Coleoptera, Chrysomelidae.
GGCUAGAAGAUUAUGACGAAGCUAUGGCAAGUGCAAGGCAAUCCAGAGGUAUGUCGGAUGAUUAUGCCCAUGACCAUGACUAUGCUCAUGACCAUCCGCACUUAGAAGAGAUGAAAGAAGAGAAAAAGGCCGUUGCAACCGAUCCAUGGGCUAGUUAUUAUGACUUCAUUAUAAAUGAAUGGUCGUACAAGUUUUGGGCUGGAUUUCAGCUCUUCACCGCCGCUUUGCUAAUUUAUUCGGCUUUUGCUGCCGCGUACUAUGCAAAAUUCAAUGUAAUUACAACAGACUACGAUUAUUACGAUGACUUCUUUGGAAGGUCAAACAACGAAUCUCCAACCAGCAGUUUAUGGUCAGGACUCUCAUCCACGACGUUCCAAAGGAUAUUUGAUGCUAUUUCUUCCAAAAAAUACACGUGAGGCUGCCCAAAGAAGGAACGGAUAUUUUGUCACGGAGCAUUUUAUCACACAUCUGGAGUUGCAAUG